AUGUUAUUUGCGAAGGGUUCCAUGCCCAAUGUACCUCGCUUGGAAACUCGCAAGGCGUUGCUAGUAAUUGACUUGCAAAAUGAUUUCCUGCACGAAGAUGGCAAGCUUUUUGUCAAGAAUGUGAAGGAUUUCUUGCCCAAAAUCCCAAGCCUUGUUACGAAAUUCAGGGAGGAAGGAGACAUUUUCUGGGUUCACACAGAGUUUCAAGAAACUCGACCCACAAUAUGUCCAGUUUCACAAACUUACGCGAUUGUGCUGGAAGACUUCUUAGGGACAGCCAAAAGCAGGGAAGCGAACCCAUCUCACAAGGCUGAGCUGCCCGAGCAUGACUUUAAGCGCCCAGUGAAGGACUUUGGCAAGGAUGACCCAGAGGCUUUCCUUGCAGAGAGGUCAAAAGCGGACUGGCCUCGUUGUUGCUUGCCAAACACUUUUGGCUGCGCUGCUCCACGGAUGAUUGCUUCGGCCAUUGACCAAAAGAGAGAUUCAACGAUUACAAAAACUUGCUACUCUGCAUUCCAAUCCAAAUCGCUUCUCCCAAUUUUGAGGAUGAGGUUUAUCACCCAACUGUACCUAUGUGGUUCACUUUCGAACGUCUCUGUCUACGCAACUGCUCUUGACGCUGUGAGCCAUGGCCUGGAGGUGACAGUCAUUGAAGACUGCGUAGGUUAUCGAAAUCCAAAAUGUCAUGAAGAGGCCAUGAGGCAGAUGGCAGAUACAAUGGGAGUCAAUGGUACUGAUUAUCAAGAAUUGAUGGAUGAUCUCCAUGGAAACCUUGGAGACGUCGUGACUCCAUCAACCUUCAACAGCGCCAUUGGCACACGGCAGGUAGACGGUAAUGACAGCUCAGAGAAUUACACAGUGAGGGUGAAGAUCAAGAGAUGGAUGGACGACGUGAACGACGGUAAAGCAAAUCAUGAGGCAUGCCCCGACUCAGAGGGAGUUGAUACAUUCAAGGCGGGCUCUGCCAAAAGGCGAAGCUUGGGCAACGGGGCUGGAUUGAACGUUUCACAUGCUAAAAGGCAAGAGAUGCGACCAUCGCCCGUUCCUGCAUCACAGAAGAGAUCCAGUGAUACAAUUGACAAUGAAGAAGAGCCUGUAGAAUCGAUAUCGCGCCCACCACAGAGUGCCAAGACAAGCCGGAUCCGUAUGCGGCGCAUGCACAUGACACCGGAAGCGAAGGAGUCAGCCUCACCAGCCACAGCUGAAAAGGUGGGUGUCGACGACCCGCGGAGGAACCAGAUAACCCCACCAUCCUCCUUGGCCAUCAUCGAAGCAGAUUCGGAUCCGGAUCGCUCCCUUUUAGAUGAAAUGUCUUCGCUUGUUGAUAAGGCUAAGGCAUUCGGGAGAACUUUACGCGGAGCUGAACGGUCGACACAACCCAGUCCCAAAGUACUAGGUCCGGGCGACUUCAUAGGAGAAAGGGAUUCCCGUGUCAUUUACGAUUUUCUACCUGCAGUGGAGCACUUCAAAGAUGCUUUCGCCGGACUUAGAAAAGAUGGUGAGUCAUGCGAGGUGCAUUGGCAGGAGAUGUAUCAUCGCUCGGGUAAAGUGCCGCGACUUGUCGCAGCCCAAGGCGAAGCCCGAGAGGAUGGCUCAAUACCAAUAUAUAGACACCCGGCCGACGAGUCUCCACCCCUUUUGCCCUUUUCUCCCGUUGUUCAAAAUAUUCGAGAAGAAGUCGAGAAGGCCAUUGGUCAUCCAGUCAACCACGUUCUAAUUCAGUUGUAUCGGUGUGGCGAAGACAACAUCUCAGAACACUCAGAUAAGACUCUCGACAUUGUGCAUGGAUCAUUUAUUGUGAACGUCAGUCUGGGUGCAAAGCGUACAAUGACGCUGCGAACAAAGAAGUCAGCUCCUACCACUCAAGCCCUGAAUCAGUCACGUCGGGCAUCUGCACCAGCAUCAAGUCCACAUCUCCACGCUGAUGUGAAGAGGACAGCACAACGUAUACCUCUACCUCACAACUCGCUCUUCAUCCUCGGUCAGGAUACCAAUCGGAAUUGGUUGCACGCCAUCCGAGCUGAUAGAAGGCCAGUGUCUGAAAAGACAGCAGAAGAGCUUGCUUUCAACGAGGAGAGAAUCUCAUUGACCUUCAGGCACAUUGGCACAUUCAUCAAUCCCAAACAUGGGACCAUUUGGGGACAAGGUGCUACUAGCAAGUCGGUUGAAGGCGCCAGGAGCAUUUUACAGGGAGAAGAGGCAGAAGAGGAGGGCGAGAGGUUGAUUCGAGCAUUUGGGCAAGAAAAUCAUCAGAGCUAUGAUUUCGAUUGGCAGGCACAGUACGGUGCUGGCUUCGAUGUCGUCAACUUCACCACUAAGCAGGAUACUGUGACUACCGCAUGA
This is a messenger RNA of Endocarpon pusillum Z07020, 2343 nucleotides long. RefSeq lists its product as uncharacterized. NCBI's taxonomy places the organism in Eukaryota, Fungi, Ascomycota, Eurotiomycetes, Verrucariales, Verrucariaceae. Bases 1 to 2343 code for a protein of 780 amino acids. Gene Ontology annotation, molecular function: dioxygenase activity. Gene Ontology annotation, biological process: DNA alkylation repair; DNA repair. Gene Ontology annotation, cellular component: nucleus. The transcript has a single exon. The record is from RefSeq and is a predicted model, not a curated record.